GUGUGGGAUUCACACGGCAAAUUGAUGUUCGCAUCGAAGUUGUUCCAGCACCCUGUCACUGCUGUAUCAUGGUCAUUCGACGGUCGUAUGUUCCUUGCAGGCUCUUUCAACACGCUUUGUCUUGGUGACAAAUUAGGAUGGAUACAUUCGCUUCACAAGCUGCAAACGUCUACGGUUUCUUCAAUAAAUUGGGCAUCGAACGACACGCAAGUGGCAGUUGGAUUCAAUGGAGAAACGCCAAUCUGUGCAACUGUCGUGCAGAGGUAA
Soboliphyme baturini is the source of this 267-nucleotide messenger RNA. NCBI's taxonomy places the organism in Eukaryota, Metazoa, Nematoda, Enoplea, Dioctophymatida, Soboliphymatidae. The record is from the annotation of a GenBank genome assembly.